Lachnellula hyalina is the source of this 1020-nucleotide messenger RNA. RefSeq names its product Transaldolase. The record is from RefSeq and is a predicted model, not a curated record. Gene Ontology annotation, biological process: pentose-phosphate shunt, non-oxidative branch; carbohydrate metabolic process. Gene Ontology annotation, molecular function: transaldolase activity. The transcript is spliced from 2 exons. Gene Ontology annotation, cellular component: intracellular anatomical structure. The coding region runs from base 1 to 1020 and encodes 339 amino acids. NCBI's taxonomy places the organism in Eukaryota, Fungi, Ascomycota, Leotiomycetes, Helotiales, Lachnaceae.
AUGGUUUCUGCUCGCCCCAAUGCCCUGCAGGCCAUGCAGAACAGUGGAACGGUAUUGAUUGCCGAUACAGCAGAUUUCCAGCAAAUUGCCAGAUUUCGACCAUCAGAGGGAACGACAAAUCCGUCACUUCUCCUUCUUGCAGCAAAAGAAACUGCCUAUUCUGGUCUGAUCUCCCAAACAUCGGCCUACUUGAAGUCGCUCGACAAUGCACAAGGUUGCGAAGAACUAGCAGUGGAAUACCUGGCUGUGCUAUUCGGGACUGAGAUAUACAAAUUGACGGGGCGAGUUUCUACAGAGGUUGAUGUGAUCUAUUCGUUUGACACCGCCCAAACAGUUGCAGCUGCUCUACGCAUCAUUCAACUCUAUGCCACCCAAGGAGUUCCCAAGGAAGCUGUCCGGAUAAAAAUCAGUGCUACAUGGGAGGGUAUUGCGGCUGGAAAAAUACUACAGGAGCAACAUGGGAUCAGUGUUUUGAUCACGAUUGUGUUCGGCCUCGUACAGGCAAUCACAGCUGCUGAAGCUGGCGUGGAUUGCAUCGCUCCUUACAUUGGACGUAUCAGUGACUGGCACAAGGCACACGGGUCUUCUCAGGGAACGGACGGUGGUGUUGAGACGGUGACCCAGAUGCAGAAUUAUCUGCGGAAGUAUAGCUACAAGACGAAGGUGAUGGGAGCGAGUUUUCGUAGCACGGCGCAAGUAAAGGCAUUGGCGGGAGUGGAUCUCUUAACCAUCUCGCCUACGAUCCUGGAAGCAUUGGAAAAGGAGACGGAAGACGUGCCCAUUAUGCUCACAGAGCAAACAGGUGGGCUUGCACAUUUGCAUUAUAUUCCGUGGAACUCUAUUAACAUUUAUACAGCUAAAUCCUGCGUCGCACAACAAGUUUCGUACCUUAACAAUGAAGCGGCCUUUAGGUGGGCUUUUAAUAAGGAUGCAUGUGCGGUGGAAAAAUCAGCGGAGGCCAUGCGAAAGUUUGCAGAGGAUACUGAACGUCUUAAGGAACUUCUGAGAGGUCUAUCUUAA